Molecule: messenger RNA, 2646 nt
Organism: Zymoseptoria tritici IPO323
Lineage: Eukaryota; Fungi; Ascomycota; Dothideomycetes; Mycosphaerellales; Mycosphaerellaceae
Exons: 1
Coding region: 1-2646 (881 amino acids)
Source: RefSeq, a predicted model, not a curated record
AUGCCAGAAGAGCUUCCGCUCACUGAGCGCUACCUGCGCUACAAGCGUGGGACCGAGAAGAUCACCUCCUGGCUCACCGCAACAGCCAUCAAAUGCGCUGACAUCUCGCAACUGGUAUCGGCAUUGAAGACCAAGAGUGCGCGAAUAUCUGCAGCUCAAGGAGGGACCGUUGAGGUGCUCCCAUCAGAGCUGAUUGGUCUGACGCUCGGUAUUGUCCAAAGCGUGCCGCCGACCACGGUUCCUCCGAACAUUCUCACCGCCUUGACGAAGACCAUUGAAGGACGUCAAGCUGUGGCGGAUAUCUACAAGAAGAGAACAACGGAUCAGAGCGGGGAGGCCGCUAAGAAAGACUCGGGACACCAGCACUUCAUCGGCAUUUUGAUCGAGGUUCAACGCCACCUGACAAAUGCUGCGCAGACUUUUCAAGAACAUCUGCAACCACCAUUCUCCUCGAUACCCAACGACAAUGAUACAGGCCAUGGGCACGAGAUGUCUCCGGCCCCAGAUAUCCAGAUUCAUGACAAGCGAACACAUGGAGACAGUACCUCAGAGACCUCAUCUCCUUCGAAGACCACGAGCCUAUCGAAGGCUGUCUUUGUCCUCAAGAAGCAAGACCACGAAGACGUUUUGGCCUGCUUAUGCUUUCUUGGGGAACUCAGAGAUGUCCGCGUCAACGUGAACAAUACUUGGAGGCGAUACAUGACCGGCGAGAUUACCUUCAUGCUUGCUUCCAUGGCGACGCACGCGGCUCUGUGUCUUCUUAAUUGCGCGGAGGAAGAAUUCACCGCGAUGAACCCUGAUUUGAACACAUGGCAUCGCGUAUGCAAACUUCUUCAAGUUGAAGCACACACGGAUGACCACGACCCGCUGGCGUAUCUGGUCAACUAUCGCAAGCACGGACCAUUGGAAGAAUUUCAGGACUUGGACAUUUCAGGAUUACUGGCGUACACUGGCACUGAGGCAAUCGGAUUGUUCUGCGCACAAUUCAACUGGUACUGGAAAAACGUGGACAAUCUUCGCAAGGGCGUGCAGCGUACUGGACACUGCAAGCAGAAACAUGUUCUCAGGCGGACACUUGCGCAGCACCCUUUCGUCAAAGUACUGGUCGGCAAUGUCUUCACAGGCUACACGGCUGAGAACACGUCUGGUCUCCGGAAGGAGUUCUUCUGGGGCUUACAUCAGUACUGCAAAUCUGGCCUACUUCCGACAUGGCUUGUUGUAGCCUGCCAAAUGUACAUCGAUGUGGCAGACAUUCUUGGGCCACGCCUGUUCGACGGGUCCGCCGUAUUCGACCAGGCACUUCGCGGGAUCGAGGCUCAGAAGGUUGUCAUGGCGGUGCAUCAACAGCAGUAUCCCGGAGGAUUCCCGGAUUUGGAAGCAAAAGCAAUGAAGUUCUUUGACUCAGGCAAGGUUGUGGCUACGAACGUACGCAAGAGUUUGAAGCUGGAUACCACGAUCGCGCGAAGUGGCGAUGUUUUCUCUCCACACUACCAAGAGCAAAAGGCCACGAUAGUGAGCAUGAGGAACCACGCACUCAUGAGUAACCAUGCCCAUCUCAUACCGAUUGAAGUUGGGUGCUGUGCUCUGGUCGCCAAACUUGGCACGUUCUGCAGGGCCCUCAACUUCCCUCAAUGCGAGUUGCACAUUCAAACACUCGCUUUUGUCUACCAAGCCGGUAAAUGCUUGGGGCUGCUUCCUGCAUGGCCUGACAUGGACUUCGUGAUCGCCACACAGUCCGAUUCGACGCCGCUGACUACUUCGUCCGCCGACAGGCCGGAGGCGCUCUUCGAGGCAUACAAGUCUGCGCUCGGUCUCCCUGGAAGGCGUACCGUGGAACGAUGUCUGGGACGACCCGAGAAACUACGCAUGCCUAAUUUGGAUCCGAUCAUGCCCAAAGUCAAAUUCUUGAUGCUCGUGGCAGACAUUGAACGUGCAAAAAGCAGUCCACUGCCUAACAACAAAAGGCUGCAGAUAUUCCUUCAUGAGCUGGCAUCUGAGAAGCAGGCCCAGAGUAGCUCAGACUCUGGAAAGCCCGGCGGAGCGUCGGCAGAAAAGCGAACGUUCAACGCCGAGGAGCUCUUGUCAACCUUCACAGAGCAGUUCCAAUCCGAGGAGCCGAUGCUAAACUUCGAUUACCUCCGACUGUGGACCGAAUGUGGCAAAUUGUGUAACACAAUCGCGGAAGACGUGAUUGAUCCGGUCAUACCGAUGGAAGAAACUCGAGUUGGCAGCGCACUGCUGGUCGGUUAUGACUUGCUGGGCGGCUUCGGACGAUUGAGGAAGAAUCCAGAGUUAGUGCCUCGGAGUCGCCUUGCUCAGGCGUGUAAAAUCAUGGAGCCUUACAUCACCGCGAAGGGAGGUCACUUCCGUCGGGCAGCGGAAGCUCAAUCAAGUGGCUACCUUGCAGAGAAAGACAAGCCCAUGCCAAAUAAGGUUGAACUACUGUCAGAGGAGCAAAAGGUCAUUGUGUCGCGUUUGACAAAGGCAGGAUCAAGUGUUUCGACAUCCGGUGGUAUGGCUGUCGUACAUCAUCCGAUGUUGGCGAAAGGGGAUCUUAUGAAAAGGUCUGAGACGCGGCCCAAGCAGAUCAUAAUGCCGCAGUACAUGUUUGAUGGGGACACGCAGCUGCCGAGGUGGAUUGGGUGA